Molecule: messenger RNA, 1924 nt
Organism: Westerdykella ornata
Lineage: Eukaryota; Fungi; Ascomycota; Dothideomycetes; Pleosporales; Sporormiaceae
Product: major facilitator superfamily protein
Exons: 2
Coding region: 175-1851 (558 amino acids)
Biological process (GO): transmembrane transport
Molecular function (GO): transmembrane transporter activity
Source: RefSeq, a predicted model, not a curated record
CCCGACGUUACGGAUACGCAGCGGAGGGUGAGCGGACGGUCGGAGGAUGCCGCUGGAUAAAUCCGCGCUAACCGCUUUCGUAAGCCAAACACUCUUCUGGGGUGAAGGACGUCUUCAACGACUGCUGAACCUCUUGGACCCUUUCUUGCACACAAUUUUCUCCUGGCCAGCAGAAUGCCUCCCACGGACUCAGAGGCUGCCGAGCCUCCUCCCGACCAAGAUGGAGGAGUGCAAGGCGACGAGACCAAAGAAGCUCCCCAACCGUUCAAACGCGGGUUUCGGUUCUGGUGCAUCAUCUUUUCCCUUUGCACGACCGGCAUCCUCUCUGCUCUUGAAGGCACCGUCGUUUCGACCGCGUUACCCACCAUCAUAGACCACCUGGGCGGCGGAUCGCUGUAUCUCUGGGCCGUAAACGCCUACUUCCUGACCAGCACAGUCAUCCAACCCCUCUAUGGCCAAACCGCGAAUAUCUUCGGUCGUAGAUACCUGCUCAUCUUUGCAGUCGCCGUAUUUGCCUUGGGCAGCGGAAUCUGCGGAGGAGCAAGCAGCAUGGAGAUGCUGAUCGCAGGACGAGCAAUCCAGGGCAUGGGAGGAGGCGGUCUCACGAUGCUCCCCAACGUCAUCAUCAGCGACAUUGUCCCGCUUCGAGACAGGGGGACGUAUCUGGCCAUCAUAUUCCUCUCCAUCACAGUCGGGAAUGGCAUCGGACCGUUCUUGGGUGGUGUAAUCGUCCAGUCAACCUCUUGGAGAUGGGUAUUUUACCUCAACCUGCCCAUCUCCGGCGUCGUCCUGGUCCUCCUUUACUUCUUCCUCCACGUCAACUUCAAGCACGAACCCAUAGCUGCGAAGCUGCGGCGGAUCGACUAUGGCGGCAACGUCCUCUUCAUCGGAUCGACCGUCGCAAUCCUGCUCGCCCUGACAAGCGGCGGCGUGCAGAAUCCGUGGAACUCCUGGCGGACCAUCGUACCGCUUGUCAUCGGCGCCGUCGGACUCGUAGUCUUCUUCGUUUACCAACGAUACCCAGCGGAACCCACGAUGCCCCUGCGUCUCUUCACAAACCGGACUACUGUAACUGCCUUCUUCCUCACAUUCCUCCACUCCAUCCUGACCUUCUGGGUCAUCUACUUCCUCCCCGUAUACUUCCAGGGCGUCCUCGCCUCCUCCCCCUCCCGCUCCGGCGUGCAGCUGCUCCCAACCGUCCUCAUCCUCAUCCCCUUCGCCGCCGUCUCAGGCAAACUGCUGGGCAAACUGGGCAAGUACAAACCACUGCACUUCACCGGCUUCGCCAUCAUGACGAUCGGCUUCGGCCUCUUCACUCUCCUCCGCGCCUCCUCCUCAACAGCCGCAUGGGUCCUCUUCCAAGCCGUCGAAGCAGCAGGCGCAGGCGUCAUCGUCUCCGUCCUCCUCCCAGCCAUCCAAGCACCCCUCUCGCAAAAGGACGUCGCCACAGCUACCGGCACCUUCGCUUUCGUCCGCAGCUUCGGCAUCGUCUGGGCCGUCACUGUCCCAGCGACCAUCUUCAAUCAUCGCCUAGCCCAGCUUGCCAACGCACGCGUCUCCGAUCCGGAUGUGCGUGCUGCGCUCUCCGGCGGCGCCGGUUACGAACAUGCCACAAGGGCUUUCUUGGAUAGCUUGUCUGUGCCCGUACGCCGCGAGGUCGUGGGCGUAUACACGGAUACGCUGAAGCUCAUUUGGCAGGUGGGCAUCGGGAUUGCUGGGCUGGGGUUCUGCCUUGUUGCUGUUGAGAAGCAGAUUUCGCUGCAAAAGGAUCUGGAUACCGAGUUUGGUGUGAAGGACAAGGAGGCCAGCGAGAGUGCUCCAGGUGAGAAGGACGAGGAGAAGGCGCUUUGAAUGUAUAUCAUGUACUGUAUAGAAUAAAAAAUACUCUACUUAGCCUGGCAUAUUUGGAACCUCUUUAUUCCCC